Messenger RNA from Epinephelus fuscoguttatus (brown-marbled grouper), 1636 nucleotides. RefSeq names its product intraflagellar transport 46 homolog (Chlamydomonas) (gene ift46). The record is from RefSeq and is a predicted model, not a curated record. Bases 375 to 1367 code for a protein of 330 amino acids. Lineage: Eukaryota; Metazoa; Chordata; Actinopteri; Perciformes; Serranidae. Gene Ontology annotation, biological process: cilium assembly; intraciliary transport. Gene Ontology annotation, cellular component: motile cilium; intraciliary transport particle B; centrosome. The transcript has 5 exons.
CGUUGCCAGGAUACACCACAGACGGUACGGUAGGACUCAGUAGCUACCUGCUAGCUCCAGUUAGACGCAGACAAACGCGUUCACACUGAACUCCGACUGAUACAUGAAAAACAAAGGUAGUUUAUCUCUGUAGGCCUUUUAUCCGUUAAACCGUGUGUUUAUUGUCUUGGACGGUUUAAAACCUCCCGUAGUUCGGUUUAUUGUUAGUUGUCUGAUGCUAGGUGGCUAAUGCGAGACGGUAGACGGGCAUUACAGCUGUGUUGUUUAUAAACUUGGUUGUUGGUAAACUGUUAUAUCGAUAUUAAAGCGCAUCUAAACGCUAGAUAAAUGUGUGUAACCAUAUUUGGGUUCACACGAUAAUGUGUUAGCGUCCUAUGGAGCGGGCUGACCGGGGGAAAGACACUAGACUGCUGAAAAACCAACCGUACGACGAGAGCCUGGAGGUGGUCGACUCUGAGGAGGUAGCGAGCGUCUACAGCCCGACUCCCCGCAGCCAGCAUCAGUCAGAGUCCAGGAGGAGCAGGAUGGAGCGAGGCCUGAUGUCGGCCAACAGUGACGAUGAAGACCACAAGCCUCUGAGGGCCAUCGAGCCAACUGGCGGGCAGCCUGGGGCCAGUCCGAACGAGGAAGAUGAGGAAGAAGAAGAGGAGGAGGAGGACUCUGAUGAAGAGGACUCAGACGAUGAUGACGAGCCCGGUGAUGCUCCAGAGGGGGCAUAUGAUCCUGCUGACUACGCCAACCUGCCUGUCAGCACAGAGAUCAAAGAGCUCUUCCAGUACAUCAUACGCUACACCCCUCAGUGUGCAGAGCUGGAGCACAGCCUGAAGCCCUUCAUCCCAGACUUCAUCCCAGCUGUGGGAGACAUUGACGCCUUCCUGAAGGUGCCAAGGCCAGAUGGUAAAGCGGACAGUCUGGGUCUGGUGGUUCUGGACGAACCCAGUGUGAAACAGUCAGACCCCACGGUGCUGUCGCUGUGGCUGUCAGAGGAGACCAAACAGCAUGGAGCCACUGAGUUAAAGAAGGUAACGAGCGUUGCCAGUCCUCAGACCAACCCUCGGGCGGUGGACAGCUGGGUGGAUAGUAUCAGCGCUCUGCACCGCUCCAAACCUCCGGCCAGCGUUCAGUAUGGCCGAGCGAUGCCGGACAUUGACAGCUUGAUGCAGGAGUGGCCAGCUGAGCUGGAGGAGAUGCUGGGCCGCCUACAGCUGCCCCCGGCCCGCCUGCAAUGUAGCCUGGCCGAGUACACCGACAUUAUCAGCGGCCUGCUGGACAUCCCUGUUUACAGCAGCAGGAUCCAGUCUCUGCACCUGCUGUUUAGCCUCUAUCUGGAGUUCAGAGACUCGCAGCACUUCACACGCAGAGCUUAGAGACAGGCUGGAAUAUCUACAUCAGAGUGACACACUUGAGAGGAAAACCUGUAAUCAAUAAUGCAAUGUGUGCAGGAAGAAGUGAAAGCUGACAUUGGAUGUUCCUUAUUUAAAGUCUGUAUUCUGGCUGCUCAUUUAUGUGACACCUCAGACAGCAGCUGUUUAUUGGUCCAGAUACUCUGGGAUCAGAAGUGAGAAAAUGUUACGACAUUCUCUGUUUGAUUCUCCUCUGUUUACUUUAUAUUGUCAAACUUUCAAAUAAAUGUGAA